AGAGAGAGAGAGAAAGUGCAUCCAGCUCUCAGUCAUUCAUCUCUCGGGGAGAGGAGAGGAAACUACAGCAGGACGGGAAACAGUUUCUCUACGGGCAAAAAAGGAAGAUUUGUUGUUCCAACCUCUGACUUUAGAAGCUUCUCACUCACAACCACCAGCUGCACUUUUCCUUUUCAUCAUCAUCAGUACUUCACAUCGCAUGGAGAUACUUCCACUUCGUCUCCUCCUCCUGCAACUCUCUGAAAAACUGCACAUUUAAGAAUCAAACAGGGUUUCUGACAAGGACCCCGGCAUCACAGAGGCAACUUCCUCACAACUUGGCCAGAGAGAGCUGAGCCCCUUCGAUGCAGCGUGAAGCGUAAAAGGACUGGUUGGUUUGUCCGGGGAGGUGUAGGAGGAGAUCAGAGCGCUCCUGCAAGAGCUCCGGGAAGAGGAGGAGGAGGAGGGUGCGUCACGCUGACAGAGAGAGAGCAUCCUCCCUACAAACACACACAGUAAUCUUAGAAAACUAGACGUAUUUUAGCAAACAUUACCUCCUGCAGCAGCAUAAAGUCAGAUUAAGACACUACAAAAAGGACAUUAAGGUUGAGAUAAAUUACUCACUGGGUUCCAUAGACUACUACAAGUCACAAGUCAUUUGUCAGAGGCACACGGACACCCAGGACGCCCCAGCACGCCGCCGCAGAAUGGAUCUCCCACCAAUCAGAGGUUUAUCUGAUGUGCCGUGAGCGUUGGGAGCACCUCGCCCUGGUGCCACCCGGCCUGGCUCACCAGGAUGGACCCUGCUCAUUCCUUCAGGAUGGAGCUGGACGGACUGGACCUCCAGCAGGUCCCAGUGCUGUCACUCGACCAGAUACGUGCCAUCCGGGCCAACAAUGACUAUGUGGAGAGGCCCGUGGCGCUGGAACCGGCGACCCAGACCGGAUUUUUCUAUGCCCAUGAUGACCGUUACCCUCGUGGAGUAUACCCCAUCUACCCCCAGCCUUCUUUCCACUCGGCCCUGCCCCGCAGCCAAAGUCAGCAGCAGCACGCUCACCUGUCCCACCUGAGCCGUUCCAGUACCAUAAGCUCUUCCAUGUCUCGGACCAGUGCCACCUCGGACCAGCGGCUACUGGAAGGUUUGACACCCUCUCACUCUGGCCUCAGUUCGGUCAUCCGUUCUCAGCCUAAAGGAGAACUCAAGCCCGAUGCUUCCUUUGGUAAAGGCCUGACAGAGGACGAGGCUGAGCUCGGCCGUCAUUUGUUCAUCUGCGAGCGGUGCGGUCGCUGUAAGUGCCAAGAGUGCUGCGCCCCCCGUCGCCUGCCUUCCUGUUGGGCCUGCGGACAGCGCUGUCUGUGCUCCGCCGAAAGCGCCGUGGAGUACGGCACCUGCUUGUGCUGCGUUAAAGGCCUGUUCUACCACUGCUCUGCCCAGGACGACGAGGAUAACUGUGCUGACCGGCCGUGCUCCUGCGGUCCAGCCCACGCCUGUGCCCGCUGGGGCACCAUGGGGCUGCUGGCGCUCUGCCUGCCCUGCCUCUGCUGCUACCCCCCUGCCAGGCUGUGCCUUGCCCUGUGCCAGUGUGCCCACGACCGCAACACGCGCCCCGGCUGCAGGUGCAGCAACACCAACACCGUGUGCCGCAAGAUCUCCGCCUCCAACCCCAACCCCGGUCACCCCUCGCUCCGCAGCAAGGCCCUGGAGAAGCCGUUAUGACAGGCCUAGAUGGGGGCCAGGAAAAUCCACUUCCCCUCAGCCGUCGCCAAAGCAACGCUGUCGCCAAUCAACAGUGCCACAGCUGACAUUGUGACGACAAUGCCACUGUGACCCACCUACCUACAUACGACAAGCCAACUAACCAACCAACUAACCACCCGUGAAGUGUUGUUCACCGAUCGUACCUUGAAUUUACUUCAUCUCCAGCUCAGGAGGGACCAAAGCUUUACUGUGCCUGUUCAUGUUGGAGACUCCAUGCCUAAAAACUCAUCCUGAAGAAGCUGUCGUGCUUUGCUGGACCGCCCUUCAACCUUAACUAAGACAUCCAGACAGAAAUCACCUCUCUCCGCAUUCUGUGGUGUGAUCUGGACGCGUUAAAAUCUAUUUAUUUAUUAUUGAACCUCCGUCCUCCCCACCCUCUGCAAAGAGAACGCACAGAGCUCUGAGACGGGCGAUGGACCAAAUCAGGAAGGAAAGACGCCUGUGGCGAUGUGUACGGUCUAUGCCAACAGAGUUUCUGUCCUCCAGAAAGGGAGAAUCAGAAGAAGCAUGGGAGAUCGAGGACCACAAUGACAUUCAGAGAGCUCCACAAAAAGGUUGUAGAUGAAUGAAUGAAGAGAACAACGUCGUGCCGCGGUGCAUAUCUGACUGGGAGUCUUUUAACAAAGCACCGAGGCACAAAGUGAGAACAAAGACACUUGUAACACAUCUGUAACAACAGUUUGACACCAAAAAAAGGGACCAUGCACUGUACGAACUGAGUGAAUCUCAAUGCUAUUAAGCUCAUUUGUAAAGGAAAAGCACUGUGAGGUAGAUGGACAAUGUUUACCCCAGCAGCCAAGAUUAUUUAACCGGAGGGAGGGUGCAUCCAUUGUCAUUAGGCAGCGUGUGUGUGUGUGUGUGUGUGUGCGUGUGUGUGUGUGUCCUCCUACUGUACAACAACCUGUGUAUGUAGAAGCUGUGUGUCUGUUGUUUUGUCAGCAGAAGAAGCCUCCCUUGUCUUAUUUUUAGCAGUGCAGCUUCAGUGGAGCUCUGAGGGUCUGGUCGGGUUUCCUCCCGAAGUCAGUCUGUCGCCAGCCUCCCUCCUCUGACCGACCUCCUUCACAGCCCCCCUCCUCCUCCGUCUUACUCUCCUCCUCCCAUCCUCCAAUCAGAUGCUCUUUUCUCUGGACCAUCUUUGUGUCUCGCUGUCAUCCAGGCAGUCAGUUAGUACCUCGAUCCAGAAUGACUUUAAAACAGCAGCUUUAGUUCCUCGAUUCACUCAAUCCUGCCACCGUGGAAGAACAGUGAAGAGAGCAAAAGUCAUGUUUGCACAGAGCUGCAGUAGCUGAAUACUUUAUUUUGCUUCAGUGACAUUAUAUUAGGGAGAAUUUACGUCUACUCAAACUAAACAUCUGAUCAGUUUCCAGAGCAUUUUUAAACUCUUAACUAAUCCAAAGGUGGUUUCUGGAUUUCCAGAGUUCGAUCGAGGGGCUGGAGAAUACUGCAAAAUUUGGUUUUGAUCCAAUACCAAGUAAAACAGGACCAGAAUCGCCGAUAUCGAUACAGUACUUUUAUAAUUAAAAGCGACUUAUGUACUUUCAUGUUGCUUUCCACUGUUAAUCACAUGCAUGUUAAAACACAUGGCACUUUUUAAAAGGCAAUUAUAACAUGGCUUUGACGAUUUUUUAUUAUUGUAAGUUGAUUGUGCAAACAUGAAAAAAGUGUUUGUUAUUAAGUGGAAACAUUUAUUUGUUGAGAACAAUGAAUGUUUUAAAACUUUUUUUUAGUGCAAAUAACUAAACAAAAGCACAAACUACCUUCAACCAUCAUUCACAGCUGUGAAAUAACUCUGCUGCUCUUUUGUUCAGCCAUCAUGUGUCGGCCGGAGUAACUAGUCAGGGUGCGCACCGCGUGUGUUGUUUGAAUGCACACAACACGUCUGUUUGUGCACCGGGUUAUCGUUGCAGCUGGGUGGCUUGUUUGGCACUUCCUGCAUGCAAGGAACUAACGGUUAACGGUUAUUGAUCGGUAAACGAGGGUCGGCUAUCGGUCAGAAAAAUAAAUCAAAAUUAGCUUCCCUACUUCUGAAAAUCAGUCGCUGCUCCUGUAACGUGCAGAAUUUGGAACGACGUGAUGAGGAGCUUUUAAAAAGCUGCAACACAAAAAGAAUCACAACCGAACCCAACCAACGAAAGCCAGCUGACAAGAGGCGUAUUUCCCCCCCACACACUCCCAUACAGUAUAUCCCUCCUGCCUCGUCCGUCUCUCCUCUUACGCUCAGAGGGCUAAAAGCCUCCAGUUCCUGGUCCGCAGAGAGUUGAUCAAACAGGCAAUUAGCUCCAUGAUAGCUCUUAAUGGGCCGGAGAAGAAUGGAGCGUGGGAGGGAGGGGACAGGAUGAGUGGAGCUGUGGUGUUUGGCAGAUGGACAGCUGAUGGGGAGAGAGGGAUGCUGGGAGAUUGGAUCGAGGGAACGAAGAGAGGAAAGAGAGGAUGUUGAUGUCGCCAGUAAGUCAGAUGGAGAACAUGCAUGCUUGAAAAAAAACAAACUUUCGACUGAACUUAUUCAGCACUUCAGGUACAAAUUGUAUGCAAAACGUAAAUGUGCAUGGCUCUUCUAGGGAGGAACAGCUGAUGAAAACAACACACACACAGCAUCAGGUGUGUAUGCGUGUGUGAAUGCAUGUCUGUUUUUAAGCGUGUGUGUGUGUGUGUUCAUGUUUGGAUGGGCUUUUCUGUGUGUGUGUGUAUGCGUGUCACCUAUGCAAACACACACACACACUGACCUGAUUUGUUAAAUGUUACUUUGCUAUAUUUUUAUAUGUAAAUAUGGGCUAUUAACUAUUUUUAUUCUGCUUUUAUUUUGUUUCUAUGAGAUGAUUGAUAUUAUUACGGUUGUUUUCCAUUAUAGUGAACAUUUACUUAUUUACUGUCCACUUGUGAUCAGGAACUUUUGGGGCGACUCUAACAGCAUACAUCCCCUAGUACAGCUCAGUAUUAUGGUCUGGUUUUGAACCUUUUUUUGGGACCAAAUACAUCUUUAGCAUCACGUAUCGACAGCUGAGCUCUGUUCUUUCUGCUGGCAUGAAAGCAAACAACAUUAGGAUUUGUCUAACAGUUCUUCUCAGAUGUGUAACAUCAGUCACAGUAUUUUAUUUCUCAUCAUUAGGAAGUAAAACAUUAAGCAUGACUUAGUGAAGAGUGUUUGAAUGUGUGACUGUUGCCCCAAAUGUUUCUGUACUCACUGGUUUCACUUUGACGGACAGGUUGGCGAUUCAACUUUUAUUUCUUUUUAAUGUUGCAACUUUCUCCACUUUUUUAGUGCCACUUAUGACGUUAUUAUUCUUAUUCUUAUUAUUAGAAGUAUUGGCAACCAAAAUUCAUAAUCUAUGACACCUAUUAAUGCAAAUCACCAACAGGAGGUCGACAUCAUGUCCACAUUAAUGCUGGUGAAUUUGAAAACUAUUUUUCCCACAUGUUCACUUUUCAUCCACACUAAAGAGGCCUUUACACAGCGGGGGGGCGUGACGAAUAAAACGACACUGAUGUGCAAAAUACUUGCAUAGAAAUAUUUCACAUCGGAACUAUUCAUAACAGCAGCGAUGUGAAUUUGUGACAGUUUCAACACUUCUCCAAUAAACCAACUACUGAGAUUAUUGACCCAGAGCAGCGUCUGGCAGUCUGUCUGAGCUCAAUUGUUGUAUAGCCUAAACUACUGUAAGCUAUUUCAGUUUCCUUUCAGCAAAAUGCUCUGAGUGAAUUUGCGUCUGGUAAACAGUAACGCAGUCUAUAUGUCUAAGUGAGGAAUAGGCUAUGCCACUGCUGAAUCUCGUUUCAUUUUACAACUAGAUCUUAUAGUUUCACAGCUUGGUCCAAGUUUCGUGAGCCACACGCGUCGCGGUGGACGGGCCCAUUUGAGUAAAGGACUGUUCCCCGCCUUUUCAUUUUGAAAGACCAACUCUAACACUCGUCCGACCAAUCUUCAGUGACCACUCAGACUUUUGCGUUUGUACGUCUGGCCCACUGCGGUCCAGCCAAUAAGUUUCC
Molecule: messenger RNA, 5722 nt
Organism: Sebastes umbrosus (honeycomb rockfish)
Lineage: Eukaryota; Metazoa; Chordata; Actinopteri; Perciformes; Sebastidae
Product: protein sprouty homolog 3
Exons: 2
Coding region: 776-1696 (306 amino acids)
Biological process (GO): multicellular organism development; negative regulation of MAP kinase activity; negative regulation of Ras protein signal transduction
Cellular component (GO): cytosol; membrane
Source: RefSeq, a predicted model, not a curated record